Molecule: messenger RNA, 1594 nt
Organism: Saccostrea cuccullata (small rock oyster)
Lineage: Eukaryota; Metazoa; Mollusca; Bivalvia; Ostreida; Ostreidae
Exons: 5
Coding region: 1-795 (264 amino acids)
Source: RefSeq, a predicted model, not a curated record
AUGAAGAACUUUAAAGAAUGUUUGCAUUUUAACCAGCAAUAUUUGGGAUUUAAAGCUUCCAUGGAAGCCACUGGAGGGUACAGAAGUAGAUCAUUUUCCAAAAAUUCCUCAAUACUGGCAGAUGCUAAUUUGACCAGAGUUAACCACCAUGUUACAGGGGUUCUCUCCCAUGGGCACAAGAAUGCUUUUGUGUACACAUGGACGGAUAAGUUCGGCUCGACAGCAACAUCAUCAUCUAUACUGAAGGUUCUGGAGGAUGUUGCAGAGGGGAGUUCACUACCACCAACCCUAUACCUGCAGGCUGAUAAUUCUUCGAAGGACAAUAAGAAUUUUAUUUUGAUGGGUUUUCUGGCAAAUCUGGUGCAACGGAAGAUUUUCAGGAAGGGCUUGAUGGCUGAGUCCUACCAUCCCACUCCCCAAGUGAGGCACCUGGAUGCACUCUGGCCAUUCAAGUCCACAACCUACAAGACGCUGGACGUCACUUCUCUAGCCAGUGCCUUCCAGAGGAAUCCAGAUCCCCUCGGUCCAAUCUCAAAGAAGGGGAAGAAGGCCUUUGAUGCCAUGGUGGGGACCUCAAGAAGUGAAAGAAUGGGGGGAAGUUGUGCCAAGCCGACAUUGAUUUGUGGACGAGACACCUGGAGGCUGAGCGUCACAUGCCAUACCCCACAGUCAUGCAGGCAUCCAAGUUUGGGUCAUUCCUGUCCAACACUGAAGAAAUCGAGGCACCAGCAGCACUGGAAAGUCUCCAGCAGCAUGUUUCCACCUUCUCCAGACAAUCAAAUGUCAGAGUUGUAAAACGACGAAGUCAGUGAAACACCCUGCCACAGUUCAUCAUUUUACAUAAAUUCUCCUGUCAGUUGUUCGGACUCUUUCUGCCGAAACUUAUUUGAAAUAAAAUUAAAUUUUAUCAAAAUUAUAUUAUGCCACUGUAAUUCUUAUUUCAAUUUAAUUUUGUCAUGUUAAGAAAUUAUUGAAUAUGUUUAUUAAAAAAAAAUUCCUUUUUUUUUUUUUUUUUUUUGUCUUUAUAUCAGAGAGAUGAAAAUAUUUGCAGGCACAAAAUAACUUUGUCAGGAACUAAAAUGUAAUUAGUAAACCUAGGGCUUAAAGCAUUAAAAUUGACAUGCAUUGAUAAGCUUUUAAAUGGCAUAUCUGUUAAGGCGCAAACAAAUAUUUAAAAAAAAAAAUAAUGAACAGAAACAGAACAGAAAGACUGUAACAGAUCCAAAAUGCACAAUUGAUGGCCAAUGGUUAUGAUGAAAUGAUGAAACCGAGAUAGUUUUAUUUUGAUGAGACUGAGACCAUUGGAUGGACAGUCCAUUAUAAGUCAUGAUAAGAUAUUGGUUUAGUUAAAGGUAAAGGGGGUGUUCAAACAUUCAAUUUGAAUCAUAUACAUAAGAUGCAGAUUCAAGUGUGCUGACAAGAAGUAAUUACUUAGUAAUAAAAGUAGAUAACGGUCAUGAUUUUUUGAGUGUGUUUCAAAUCAUGUCACACAAGGGCCAAUUGUUGUAUUUCAUUUUGAUUCAAUAUGUUUUCAUUCAAAAUGCGAUUUUCAUUAGCAGUUAUAUAUUUUUUUCUUCUGAUUGAAAUGAACUGU